AUGGCCGCCUACGACACACAAAUGUUCCUCCUCGGACUCGAAUGCACCGACUACCGCAGGAUGCUUCUCGCACUCCGACCACCGCGACUGCUUCGUUCCCAGGCCGAUCAGAAGUACACUGAAUACGAGAUACUUUACAACGGCCUUCGUUUUGAGCAUAUCAUCGAUGCGAUCUCCCUGCAACCGAAUCCGACUCUUUGGCCUUCACCACCUUUCUUGGACGUCGAGUUCGGGGCGAUCACUCACCAGAACCUGCUCUUUUGUAUGUUGGAGAAAGUGGAUGUCUACUGCCAAGAAGUGGCCGAAAGGCUCAGCCAUCAGCUCUGGACUUCACGCGGAGAGGCUCCUCCUUCGGGCAUCUACGAAGGAGUCGUAGCACUUUCCGGCGCUUUUCACGGAACACAUGGCCAAGAACAUGGACAAUAUCACCCUUCAAUCGAGCUCGACGUUGUGCGAGCCAUGUCAGCAAAGUCUCGGAUGGCUGCCGAGAGAUUGCUCGAGAACAUGGUGAUUGCACUGGCGACUGCCAGCGAGGAGACACACAGCACAGCUGAUAUGCAGACCGUCAAUGGCGUACGGUUCUGGUACCUGCCUUGGGCCGUCUACACUUUUGCUUUCGAGUACAAAAGUCCCAGCUACGAAGCGUUCGAGGAGUUUUUCCAGAUGGAUCUUGGCGUCCUGUCGGAUCACCGCGUCUGCUAUUUAGACGAGGAAGACAUGUCUACGACGAUCGGAGGCGACAUCAUCAAUGGAUACUACUCCGGUACUGGGUGCUGGUUUGAGCUCACCGUGCGAUUGUUGCUCGCGCUGCACGGGCAGCCUGACGAGCUCCACAGUCUGCUUCGAGUUCGAGCCGCAUCUGCCGGGGCAGAGUGGGAAUUGGCAUAUCGGUGGCCCUCAACGUACAGGGUGGACUUGGAAGGUGAUGAUUCGCUCAGAUCGGAUCAGGCGCAAGAGGACACACCUCUUCGAUCGGGGCGGCCGCGUUUGUCAUUGAAAGCGGUGGAUUGGCUGGCAAAAGCGGAAGCGAUGGAUGAAGCUUAUGGGAAUGGGUGCCUUAUGCCAAUGAAGGCACCCGUGGGAGGCAUUCAGUGCUUGUAG
Zymoseptoria tritici IPO323 is the source of this 1101-nucleotide messenger RNA. RefSeq lists its product as uncharacterized. NCBI's taxonomy places the organism in Eukaryota, Fungi, Ascomycota, Dothideomycetes, Mycosphaerellales, Mycosphaerellaceae. The transcript is spliced from 2 exons. The record is from RefSeq and is a predicted model, not a curated record. The coding region runs from base 1 to 1101 and encodes 366 amino acids.